This is a messenger RNA of Rhinolophus ferrumequinum (greater horseshoe bat), 3648 nucleotides long. It is a transcript of the gene NR3C1, whose product is annotated as nuclear receptor subfamily 3 group C member 1. Gene Ontology annotation, cellular component: nucleus. Lineage: Eukaryota; Metazoa; Chordata; Mammalia; Chiroptera; Rhinolophidae. The transcript is spliced from 9 exons. The record is from RefSeq and is a predicted model, not a curated record. Bases 456 to 2777 code for a protein of 773 amino acids. Gene Ontology annotation, molecular function: nuclear glucocorticoid receptor activity; DNA-binding transcription factor activity; sequence-specific DNA binding. Gene Ontology annotation, biological process: regulation of DNA-templated transcription; nuclear receptor-mediated glucocorticoid signaling pathway.
CUCGCUCGCCGCGGCCGGGCGGCCCUUUCGCGUGUCCGCGCACCCUCCCCUCCUCCUCCUCUUCCUCCUCCAUUUUGCGAGCUCGAGUCUGUGACGGGAGUCCGAGUCGCCGCCCGUCCGUCGGGGACGGAUUCUAGUGGGUGGAAGGAGACGCAGCAGCCGGAGCGGCCGAAGCGGCGGAGCGUCGGGACAGAGGACGCGCGCCCGGAGCCCGGCCCGCAGAGAGGGCACGGGGCGGGGGUCUGGCUUGUCAGCCGGGAGAUGGGAGACUUUCUUAAAUAGGGGCUCUCCCUUCCCCCCAUGGAGAAAGGGGCGGCUGUUUACUUCCUUUUUUUAGAAAAAAAAAAAGCUCCUGCUGCUCCUGCUUUCACAUGCUAAGUUGUUUAUAUCGGCUGCGUUGGGAGCUGCGGACGGUCGCGGGUGAGCGGCACCUCUACCAGAGCUGAUAUUCACUGAUGGACUCUCAGGAAUCACUAAGCCCCCCAAGUAGAGAAGAAAUCCCCAGCAGUGUGCUUGGUCCGGAAAGGAGAAAUGUGAUGGACUUCUGUAAAACCCUAAGGGGAGGAGCUACUGUGAAGGUUUCUGCAUCUUCAUCCUCACUGGCUGCUGCUCAGUCAGACUCCAAGCAGCAACGACUUUUGGUUGAUUUUCCUAAAGGCUCAGGAAGCAAUGCGCAGCAGCCAGAUUUAUCCAAGGCAGUUUCACUCUCAAUGGGACUGUAUAUGGGAGAGACAGAAACAAAAGUGAUGGGAAAUGAACUGGGAUUCCCACCGCAGGGCCAAAUCAGCCUUUCCUCUAGAGAAACAGACUUUCAGCUUCUGGAAGAAAGCAUCGCAAACCUCAAUAAGUCGACCAGUGUUCCAGAGAACCCCAAGAGUUCAGCAUCCGCUGCUGUUUCUGCUGCUCCCACAGAGGAGUUUCUAAAAACACAUUCUGAUGUGUCUUCAGAACAGCAAAAUUCGAAGAGCCAUACUGGCACCAAUGGGGGCAGUGUGAAGUUGUAUACCACAGACCAAAGACCCUUUGACAUUUUGCAGGAUUUGGAGUUUUCUUCUGGGUCCCCAGGUAAAGAGAGUCCUUGGAGAUCAGACCUCUUGAUGGAUGAAAACUGUUUGCUUUCUCCUUUGGCAGGAGAGGAUGAUCCAUUCCUUUUGGAAGGAAACUCGAAUGAGGACUGUAAGCCUCUCCUUUUACCGGACACUAAACCUAAAAUUAAGGAUAAUGGAGACCUGAUCUUACCAAGCCCCAGCAGUGUGACACUGCCCCAAGUGAAAACAGAGAAAGAAGAUUUCAUUGAACUCUGCACCCCUGGAGUAAUUAAGCAGGAGAAACUGGGCCCAGUUUACUGUCAGGCAAGCUUUUCUGGGGCAAAUAUAAUUGGUAAUAAAAUAUCUGCCAUUUCUGUUCACGGCGUGAGUACCUCUGGGGGACAGAUGUACCACUAUGACAUGAAUACAGCAUCGCUUUCUCAACAGCAGGAUCAGAAGCCUGUUUUUAAUGUCAUUCCACCAAUCUCUGUUGGUUCAGAAAAUUGGAAUAGGUGCCAAGGAUCUGGAGAUGACAACUUGGCUUCCUUGGGGACUUUGAACUUCCCUGGUCGAUCGGUUUUUUCUAAUGGCUAUUCAAGCGCUGGAAUGAGACCAGAUGUAAGCUCUCCUCCGUCCACCUCCUCAGCAGCGUCGGGACCACCUCCCAAACUCUGCCUUGUAUGCUCUGAUGAAGCCUCGGGAUGUCAUUACGGGGUCCUGACCUGUGGAAGCUGUAAAGUCUUCUUCAAACGAGCAGUGGAAGGUAGACAACACAAUUACCUUUGUGCUGGAAGAAAUGAUUGUAUCAUUGAUAAAAUUCGAAGAAAAAACUGUCCAGCGUGCCGCUAUCGAAAAUGUCUUCAAGCUGGAAUGAACCUGGAAGCUCGAAAAACAAAGAAAAAGAUAAAAGGAAUUCAGCAGGCCACUGCAGGAGGCUCCCAAGAAACUUCUGAAAAUCCUGCUAACAAAACAAUAGUUCCUGCAACAUUACCACAGCUCACUCCUACCCUGGUGUCUCUGCUGGAGGUCAUUGAACCUGAGGUGUUAUAUGCAGGAUAUGACCCCUCUGUUCCAGAUUCCUCAUGGCGAAUCAUGACCACACUUAACAUGUUAGGUGGGCGGCAAGUGAUUGCAGCCGUGAAAUGGGCAAAGGCGAUACCAGGCUUCAGGAACUUACACCUGGAUGACCAAAUGACUCUACUGCAAUAUUCAUGGAUGUUCCUCAUGGCAUUUGCCCUGGGAUGGAGAUCAUACCGACAAGCAAGUGCAAACUUGCUGUGUUUCGCUCCUGAUUUGGUUGUUAAUGAGCAGAGGAUGACUCUCCCCAGCAUGUAUGACCAAUGUAAACAUAUGCUGUUUGUUUCCUCUGAGUUACACAGGCUUCAGGUAUCUUAUGAAGAGUAUCUCUGUAUGAAAACCUUACUGCUUCUCUCUUCAGUUCCUAAAGAAGGUUUGAAGAGCCAAGAGCUAUUUGAUGAAAUUAGAAUGACCUACAUCAAAGAGCUAGGGAAAGCCAUUGUCAAGAGGGAAGGAAACUCCAGUCAGAACUGGCAGCGGUUUUAUCAACUGACAAAACUCUUGGAUUCCAUGCAUGAGGUAGUUGAAAAUCUCCUUCACUAUUGCUUCCAGACAUUUUUGGAUAAGACCUUGAGUAUUGAAUUCCCAGAGAUGUUAGCUGAAAUCAUCAGCAAUCAGUUACCAAAAUAUUCAAGUGGAAAUAUCAAAAAGCUUCUGUUUCAUCAAAAGUGACUGCCUUAAUAAGAAAGGUUGCCUUAAAGAAAGUUGGCUUUAUAGCUUUUAUUGUACAAACUAUCAAUUUGUCCUAUAGUGGUUUUGUUGUUUUAGUUUUCCUUUUUUGUUUGUCUGGUUUUUGUAUUGUUUUAAAUACGCACUACAUGUGGAUUAUAGCGGGCCAAGAUUUGGCAACAGAAGCAGUUGAGCCAUCACUUUUCAGUGUUGGGAAAAGUGGAAAUUGAUAGUUCGUGGGUCCCGGAAAUUAGAAACGAUGUGGGGCUGAUCUCCACUGUCAGAGAAGGACGGCACCCAAACCACCAGUGCCCAGUCUGCGUCAUGAACUUUCUGCUCAGACUUUUCACAGUUGGCUGGGCAAAACUUUCUAGACUUUCUGUUGGUGUAUUUUCCCCUGUAUAGUUAGGAUAGCAUUUUUGAUUUAUGCAUGGAAACCUGAAAAAAGUUUACAAGUGUAUAUCAGAAAAGGAAAAUUGUGCCUUUUAUAGCUAUUACUGUCUGCUUUUAACAAUUUCCUUUAUAUUCAGUGAACUACGCUUGCUCAUUUUUUCUUACGUAAUUUUUGUAUUCAAGUUAUCGUACAGCUGUUUAAGAUGGGCAGCUAGUUCAUGGCUUUGCUAAAUCAACCUAAACAUGAAUCUUCUGUGUGAAAAUGGGUUGGUGCUUCUAACCUGAUGGCACUUCGCUGUCAGAAGACCACAAAAAUUGACUCAAACAUCCAACAGUGUCAAAAAGGAUCAUAUUUUGUAUAUAUCUGAUUCAGUAAGGAAUUAACAGGUUGUGCAAAUUAACCAUCCCUAACUGGUAUAGAGCACCUAGUCCAGUGUGACCUGCUGGGUAAACUGUGGGUGGUGGUUGCAAAAGACUAAUU